This is a messenger RNA of Selaginella moellendorffii, 1353 nucleotides long. RefSeq lists its product as uncharacterized. NCBI's taxonomy places the organism in Eukaryota, Viridiplantae, Streptophyta, Lycopodiopsida, Selaginellales, Selaginellaceae. Bases 411 to 749 code for a protein of 112 amino acids. The transcript has a single exon. The record is from RefSeq and is a predicted model, not a curated record.
AGCCGGUGAACCAUACAGUGGUGGUGGCGAUGGUCGAGCGGUUGGAGCUGGAGAUGAGUAGAGUGGAGGCGGGGGUCCCCGAACAAUUGGACCAGGCGAGCCAUAGAGGGGCGGCGGAGACGAGCGGACAGUCGGAGCCGGGGAAGAGUACAAAGGUGGCGGUGAAGCACGAGUCGUGGGAGCUGGAGAGAAAUAGAGCGGGGGCGGGGAGGAGCGGACUAUAGGAGCGGGAGAAGAGUACAGUGGCGGCGAUGGUGGUCGGCUUAUAGGUGCUGGGGAGGAGUAAGCCGGCGGUGCUGAGGAUGAGUAAGGUGGUGGCGACGGUGGCCGACUGACUGGUGCUGGAGACGAGUAAGGUGGUGGCGACGGUGGCCGACUGACUGGUGCUGGGGAAGAGUACGGUGGUGGCGAUGGUGGUCGACUUAUCGGCGCUGGAGAAGCAUACGGAGGUGGCGAUGGCGGUCGACUUAUCGGUGCUGGAGAGGUGUACGCUGGAGGGGGUGAUGGCGGUCGACUUACAGGUGCUGGAGAAGAGUACGCUGGAGGUGGCGAUGGUGGUCGGCUUAUCGAUGGUGGUCGGCUUAUCGGUGCUGGAGAGGAGUACGCUGGAGGUGGUGAAGGCGGUCGACUUACAGGUGCUGGAGAAGAGUAUGCCGGUGGUGCGUAGCAGUACUCGGGUGGCGGCGGCGGCGAAGCGUAGUAAGCUCUUUGGGAACAGAUGGGAAGCGGCUCCUCGGGCCGGAAGCUGAGAAGGCCGACGUAGAUAACGUUGUCCUUGGUGCGCAUGUUGGCGUUGAGCGUCUGUGCGUGCUUGGCCGCGAUGUUGCACUGCGGAGUGGGAGUGCUCAGCAGCUUCACGGCGCACGAAGAGCCGGGCUCGUCCACCGGAAUGGCGAACGCUCCGGCCGAGUCCGUCAAUGCCUCGACGACGUGAAUCCCCCCGUCUUGCUGCGUGCAUUCGAGUGCGACUUUGGCACCUGGAACGCGAUCAAACCAUCGCCAGUGGUAAGUUCUAUUGAGCAAGAGUUCUCACAAGAUCAUCCAGGACUACGACUUACCUUUGACGAAGAUUGCGUACUCGGAGAAGCGGCCCUCGAUGCAUCGAUCGCAGAAAACCCGUCCGACGACGAGAUCAUUGUCGCCCACCGUCGCCGGAUCAUCGAUCGCGAAGCAAGAAGCCAUGAGAAGCAGCAGUAGCAGCAGCCGAAGCUCAGAGAUGUUUGCAAGCUCCAUGGAGCAAAGUAAACCAGCGAGAAAAAUAGAGAACCAAGAAAAAAAAAAGUGGCCAGUUUUUAUCGACGCAGGCUGUUGGAGCUCCUAACUUUCGUUAACGGAACUCUGGGUUAUUUACUC